Messenger RNA from Fulvia fulva, 453 nucleotides. RefSeq lists its product as uncharacterized. Lineage: Eukaryota; Fungi; Ascomycota; Dothideomycetes; Mycosphaerellales; Mycosphaerellaceae. The record is from RefSeq and is a predicted model, not a curated record. Bases 1 to 453 code for a protein of 150 amino acids. The transcript is spliced from 2 exons.
AUGGCCCGCACGAGACAGACCCGCAAGAAGCUGAAGACUGUGACAGAACUUCCACCUAAGAAGUGUCAAUUCUUCACCCUACCACCAGAACUCCGACUCGAAGUCUACAAGCUCGUCCUCGCCGAUUUCACGAUCGACCCCUCCGAACGAAAGCUUAGAGAACUGCCACUUGUGCAAGUCAAUGUAGCCAUUCGCGAGGAGAGCGUGGGAAUUUUCAACAAGCGCCUAUCAGCUAUACUUGACGAGCGAUGGGCGGACUUGACUGAUGCACAGCUGGAAUCUGAGAGCUGUAAGCAGCGGUACGAUCUCGGGCUGGGCUCUCGGCGUGCAGGGCUCCGUCGCUGGACUGCUGCAAUGGACCGCUGCAACCACAUCAUGGAUAGCAUUGAGCGCGACCAGAUCGCGGUCAAGAUUGAACGCAAGAAGCUGCGAAAGGAGGGGUUUCGGGUCUGA